GUGGAAGUGCUCCGAGAUAUGGCAGCUUCGGGUCGAACAGUUGUCUGCACAAUACAUCAGCCGUCAUCAGAAGUGUUCAGUAUAUUUAGCCAUCUCUUGCUUAUGGCAGAGGGAAGAGUCGCUUAUUUAGGCAAAUCGGAGAAAGCGGUUGAAUAUUUCUCAACAUUGGGUCUCUUCUGUCCAAACAAUUACAAUCCGUCGGACUUUUACAUCAAACAAUUGGCUGUCAUUCCGGGCAAUGAAACGCAAACAAAGGAGAAAAUAGAGAGUAUAUGCGAUCGCUAUGUGGACAGUGUGUACGCGAAGGAAGCGCUUCCCCAACAGAAUUGCGAACAAUUUAUUUAUUCAUCAAAAGAAGAGUUAGAGAUUAGGAACAGUAGACACGUCUAUAAAUCCAAUUGGUUUACACAGUUCUGGGCACUGCUCUGGAGGUCACACUUAACGGUUAUGCGGGAACCAAAAGUGACCAGAACUCAGAUCUCGCAGACAGUCUUUGUGGCCAUUCUUCUGGGCUUUAUAUACUGGCAGUUAGAUUUAGAUCAGACGGGAGUCAUCAACAUUAACGGCGCUCUCUUCCUAUUGAUUACAAAUUUGAGUUUUCAAAACGCUUACGCAGUCGUCAAAACUUUUUGCAUAGAAUUACCGAUAUUUCAAAGAGAGCACAACAACGGCAUGUAUAGAGUGAGCGCCUACUUCUUGGCCAAAAUGCUGGCAGAGGCGCCGAUAUAUCUGUUGCUUCCAUUCCUAUUCGUCUCCAUAUUCUACUAUAUGGUUGGUCUGAACAGCGGUGUAAUCCAGUUCUUCACGUGUGCACUCAUCAGCACUUUUUGCAUAGAAUUACCGAUAUUUCAAAGAGAGCACAACAACGGCAUGUAUAGAGUGAGCGCCUACUUCUUGGCCAAAAUGCUGGCAGAGGCGCCGAUAUAUCUGUUGCUUCCAUUCCUAUUCGUCUCCAUAUUCUACUAUAUGGUUGGUCUGAACAGCGGUGUAAUCCAGUUCUUCACGUGUGCACUCAUCAGCGUAUUGGUAGCCAACACUGCCUGCAGUUUCGGUUACUUCAUCUCAUGCCUGACCAGUGAUGUGACCAUUGCGUUGGCGCUGACACCGCCAGUGAUGGUCGCCUUUCUUAUAUUCGGCGGCUAUUUCUUAAACAACAGUUCAGUUCCCGUGUACUUCAUAUGGUUUAAGUACAUGUCGUGGUUCUAUUACGGUAACGAAGCUCUGGUCAUCAAUCAAUGGCGAAACAUUCAUCACAUCCACUGUCCGUCUGAUAACAGCACUCUAGAGAUGGCUAACUAUACGACAGCGACGACGACGACAAGCCAUUGCAUAAGAACCGGUCGGGAAGUGAUCGAAACGCUUCACUUCUCGGAAACCCGCUUUACCGCCGAUAUUACCGCACUUUUGCUCCUCAUUCUAGUCUUCAGGUCUAUGGCAUUCAUCGCACUCUUCAUGCGCUCCACAAGACGUUAGGAUAAAUACAUACAUAAUAUAUAAUUUAAUCAUCGAUAGUAUCCAUCGAUACUUGUGUUCAUUUCAAUUGUAGCACAUUUUUAUAUAACUGUAU
Medioppia subpectinata is the source of this 1567-nucleotide messenger RNA. The record is from the annotation of a GenBank genome assembly. NCBI's taxonomy places the organism in Eukaryota, Metazoa, Arthropoda, Arachnida, Sarcoptiformes, Oppiidae.